This is a messenger RNA of Cladophialophora immunda, 768 nucleotides long. RefSeq lists its product as uncharacterized. The transcript is spliced from 2 exons. The record is from RefSeq and is a predicted model, not a curated record. Lineage: Eukaryota; Fungi; Ascomycota; Eurotiomycetes; Chaetothyriales; Herpotrichiellaceae. The coding region runs from base 28 to 480 and encodes 150 amino acids.
CAGUAUCAUGAACGCAGCUCCCUUGAGAUGUCUCUCGAACAGGAAUUCCUUGACAUGGAGGACUUGGUCUCAGCCUUUGAACAGCUGUCCUGCCUCGGAGCGGACUCUGCUGGCCUAGAGCGUCGUAAGCGCCAAAAAGAAGGUGACGCGGAUGGCUAUGAAAUCGCUAUCGAAGAAGAUAGUUCUGAAGAUGACUUUAACCUCUACCACGGAUAUAAGCAAUAUCCUACAAAUGCCUUCGACCGCCCCAUAUUCUACAGAGUGAUUGAUGAGGAAUCACCGACCCCGGCAUCAGAUGGCGCUUUGCUACCCAGACUACAACCAGCACCGCAGAAGAUCUCGCGACAACGCAUGCAACAAUAUCUUCAUCACCACGCGGAUCGCUUUAGCCGCAAGCCUACACCUUUUAUCUCCACGACGAUAGACCUUCUACGUGCCUUUGAUAGAUCCAUGGAAGGUAGGAGGUGGGAACUACACUGAGGCUAUGCCCUACAUCAACAUUGUGGGCUCAUAAGAGAUGUUAAGUACGAACGGAGGUACUAGUAUGGGGUCGGGUGCCAUCUGAAGCGAUACUUGCACGGUGGACCUGGAAAUCUCUGGAUGAAAGUGGCAUCUUCAAGGCCUUGCCCUCGCUUGACAAGGUGUCGCGUUGCAGGGGUGUGCAGGAUCUCAGAUCUAUAGGGGCUGAGGAUUCUGAUAGACUCCUCGCAUAUUUAUUUGCUUAUUAAUUGUUCAAUUCCAGAUCACAAAUAAAUCAUUCGGAAUCGA